UAAACUCCAUUUUUGUUCAAAAUUAAAGCUUUUUUUUUUUCUCUCGGAUUCUGUGGGAGAAAGAUCAAUGGAAGAUUAUAAUUUGGAGAAAAAUCAUCAUCCAUGCAACUUUCAAGGGAUUAUGGAGAUGUGUUCUGCGACUGUUUCGAACUCGCCGAGUAACGGCGGCGCCGACGACCGUCGUGUAAUGAACGAUAAUUCGGUGUCGGCGUGGCGGAGGUCUUUUGUGGUGGGUAGUCAAGAUGAAGCAGCGAGCAGCGGCGCGAAGGUGGCGGAUGGUCGGUGGAGUAAUGGGUUGUCUCGUUUCAGUAAGAUUGGCGGCGGAGAGAUGAGCUCCAGCGACGGUAAGGGGAAUGUCGGCGACGGCGGGAAUUCUGAGCAGAUCUUGUUUGGUCGGAGUGUUGACCCUAAUAUGGAUCCGAGGAAACUCAAACGAAUAAUGUCGAAUCGUGUUUCAGCUCAAAAAUCAAGGCUGAAAAAGGUUCAAUAUGUAGCAGACAUGGAAAGGAAGCUGAAAGCCUUGGAGGCACAUAUAGCAAUUCUAUCUCCUCAAGUGGAGCUGUACAAAAACCAGCAGCAAGUGUUGCAAAUGGAGCAAAAGACGUUGAAUCAGAAGAUUUUGUGUUGCUCGAGGAACAAGCUCAUGAGAGACGCUGAAAUUGAAGAAAACAAAGCUGAACUGAACAGGCUGAGGGAGCUCCAUAUGAAGCAGCAGCAGCAGCAGGCUGAAGCCGCCUGGGAGACUGCUUUCCAAAUGCCGGCGGACCUUCAUGCAUCUGAGUUGAGCAACGUGGUCUCUCCCCCUCCCAAUCAAGUGGAUAACGGAGAGAGAACAGUAGGAGGAGAUGGGCUGGGUCGGUUCAACCCAGGAACCCGUUAUAAAACGGAGUACAAGUGGAUGCCAACACCUGGGCUUCGUCGAGUUUCUGAGCCCACUUCCAACCAAUUGGGCCAACAACGAGUAGGAAAGCCCAACUAAAGCCAGUGGGCCAGAUACUGGCCCCGGAUUGACAACCGCAAAUAUAAUAAAUGAAUUUGAGAACUUUUAAAAGAGU
This is a messenger RNA of Cucurbita moschata (crookneck pumpkin), 1055 nucleotides long. Its product is annotated as basic leucine zipper 19-like. Gene Ontology annotation, cellular component: nucleus. The record is from RefSeq and is a predicted model, not a curated record. Gene Ontology annotation, biological process: positive regulation of DNA-templated transcription. Gene Ontology annotation, molecular function: DNA binding; DNA-binding transcription factor activity. The coding region runs from base 68 to 979 and encodes 303 amino acids. The transcript is spliced from 6 exons. Lineage: Eukaryota; Viridiplantae; Streptophyta; Magnoliopsida; Cucurbitales; Cucurbitaceae.